This is a messenger RNA of Haliotis rubra (blacklip abalone), 810 nucleotides long. RefSeq names its product ATP synthase subunit O, mitochondrial-like. NCBI's taxonomy places the organism in Eukaryota, Metazoa, Mollusca, Gastropoda, Lepetellida, Haliotidae. The record is from RefSeq and is a predicted model, not a curated record. Gene Ontology annotation, molecular function: proton-transporting ATP synthase activity, rotational mechanism. Gene Ontology annotation, cellular component: membrane. Gene Ontology annotation, biological process: proton motive force-driven mitochondrial ATP synthesis.
CCUUGCGAGAUUGAAGUAUUUACAUCCACUUCCGGUGUCCUCUCGGUCAAAAUGGCGUCUUUCAAGUUCAUGCAGUUGACCCGGUCCUUCAGUGUCUCAGCAGCAAGCCUAUCCAAACUUGUCACACCCCCAAUCCAGGUGUAUGGAGUGGAAGGUAGAUAUGCCCAUGCUCUGUACUCUGCAGCCACCAAGGACAAGAAACUGGAUGCUGUAGAAAAGGAGCUUAAUUCAUUUAAUCAAUUACUGCAAAAAGACAAGAAGUUGGCUGACUUCAUCGCCAACCCCUCACUAAAGAGGGUAGAGAAGAAAGUUGUACUGGAGGGUGUCCUCAAGAAACAGAAUGUCUCGCCUCUUACUUUGAAUCUUUUCGGUGCCCUGGCUGAGAAUGGUCGUAUCAACAAGGUUGGUGGAGUUAUUUCUGCAUUUGGCAAGAUCAUGAGUGCUCACAGAGAGGUUGUCUGCAAGGUCACAACAGCCAAGGCACUAGAUAAUGCCAGUUUAAAGGAACUGAAAGAUGCUCUUCAAGGGUUCCUGACCAAAGGGGAGACAAUUCAGCUAGAGGUUGUGGUCGACCCCUCCAUCAUUGGUGGUAUGGUAGUAAACAUUGGAGACAAGUAUGUUGAUAUGUCAAUGGCAACCAAGAUCAAGACAUACACAAAUCUAAUCAAGGAGGCUGUAUAAGCUCCCAUGAUUCUAGAGUGACUGUUCUGUUUGUGUAUAGUUUGUAUCAAUAUUGCUCUGGACAGGUAACAUUAGCUUGGUACGGUACUGUAAAAAGUUCAACAAGAAAUUAAACAUUCAUCACACAAA